This is a messenger RNA of Microthlaspi erraticum, 1128 nucleotides long. The record is from the annotation of a GenBank genome assembly. NCBI's taxonomy places the organism in Eukaryota, Viridiplantae, Streptophyta, Magnoliopsida, Brassicales, Brassicaceae.
AUGAUGAACAUGGAAAAGAAGGAUCGUGAAAGAGAGUCUGAAACUUCGGAGCAAGUUGUGAAUCCAUAUAAAGUGUCCGGAAAAGACGGCAAGGAGAUCGAUUACGACAAGCUUAUUGACAAAUUUGGCUGCCAAAGGCUCGACGAGUCACUGAUUGAUCGUGUCCAAAGACUUACUUCUCGUCAACCACAUGAAUUCCUCCGCCGUGGAGUCUUCUUCGCCCACAGGGAUUUCAAUGAGAUUCUGGACGCGUAUGAGAGAGGAGACAAGUUUUAUCUCUACACGGGAAGAGGACCAUCUUCGGAAGCUUUGCAUUUAGGGCAUUUAAUUCCUUUCUUGUUUACCAAAUACUUGCAAGAAGCUUUUAAGGUUCCUCUUGUUAUACAGCUAACGGAUGAUGAAAAAUUCAUGUGGAGGAAGGACUUGACUGUAGAAGAAUGUAAAAGACUUGCAAGAGAAAAUGCGAAGGAUAUAAUUGCUUGUGGAUUCGAUGUAACAAAGACGUUCAUUUUCUCGGAUUUCGGCUAUAAUGAACCUGCUUUCCGUGAAAACGUGGCGGAGAUUUCAAAGCGCGUUACACUUAAUCAGGUUAUAGGAAUCUUUGGGUUUUCCGGUGAAGAUAACAUCGGGAAAAUCGCUUUCCCUCCGGUGCAGGCAGCUCCAUCUUUUCCAAGCUCAUUCCCACAUUUGUUCCCUGGCAUGGACAAUCUCCGUUGCUUGAUUCCUUGUGCAAUUGACCAGGGAUCUAGUGGGAAAAUGUCUGCUAGUGAUCCAAACUCCGCUAUCUAUCUGACUGAUACCGCCAAGGACAUUAAAAAGAAGAUAAACAGUGCCUUGAGUGGUGGGCACCAGUUUCUCAAGGAACAAAAAAAACACGGAGCAAAUCUCGAGGAAGACGUACCGUUCAAGUAUUUGAGUUUCUUCCUCAACGAUGAUUCUGAACUUGAACACAUUAGAAAGGAGUAUGGAGAACCAGGAGGAGGAAUGCAAAGCGGAUACGUAAAGAAUCGACUCGCUGAAGUAUUGACAGAGAUUGUGGAGAGACACCGUACGGCUCGAGCUGCCGUUACCGAGGAGAUGGUGGAUGCUUUCAUGGGCGUGAGACCUCUCCCAAGCAUGUUCGAGUAG